GAGAGGGAGUGGUGUAGUGUCUCCAUCAGUGAGAGGAAGAAGACACAGUCGCCCACGGAGAAAGAGAAGACAGACGCGUUGCCGUGGAGACGGAGCGCAGACAAAAAGACGGACAGAGGAAGAGGCUUGAAGGACUUUCUAUGAGUGUGUGUGUGUGGUGUGUGUGUUGGAGGGCAAGCAGCUGAUUGGAACACACAAGGAGGGCGGAGCCAUGAUGGGCAAGGACUACAUGCUGGCCAUCAUCAUCGUCAACUGUGAUGACAACAUCUGGACCGACCAGAACCUGCUGCUGGACCAGGACCUCCCAUCUGGCUGGAGAACCAUCAAAGACUCCACGGGGACGUACUAUUGGCACGUUCCCACUGGCACCACUCAGUGGCAGCACCCCCGACUAAACGGGGUGCCGCAGCAGCCGCCGCAACCCGAGCAACAGAAGGACCAGAAUGGAUCGAGCAACUGCAGCGCAGAUGCUGACAGAGCACAUGGCGCACAUAGGUUUUGGUGGUCUGAUGAGUCUUGUAGCCAGGACGACAACUCACAGGAUACAAAUACAACAUAUACAUUUAAUAUAAACACACACACACACACACACACCAAUCCUAUAAUCCCGUUUAAUCUGAUCUCAUGUCCGUGUCCUCCUUUCCGGUGUUGUCCGCCCAUCUUGACGCGCACGAGUGCCCAUCAGUGCUUUUCCGUGCGCUCCCUGGGCUGGCUCCAGGUGGAAGAGGACGACUUGUCCCCGGGCCGCAGCAGUCUGGUGGUCAGCGACGUCAUCCAGCAACUGUCUCGCUGCGGCGGCGACGAGCAGCGCGACCGGCUGGGGUCCUCGGGGGAGGGUCGCGACAUGAUGCUGGUUCUGAAAAGAGACACCCUGACCCUGGUGGAUGCUUUAGACCACGCCCCCUUGUACUGUCAGCCCAUUGUCAACAUUCGCGUCUGGGGGGUGGGCAGCAACAAUGGCAGGGACAGAGACUUUGCCUUUGUUGCGGGGGACAAGGACAGCUGCGUGCUCAAGUGCCACGUUUUCCGCUGUGAUGCCCCCGCCAAGGCCGUCGCCAUGGCGCUGCACCAAAUGUGCUCCAAGAUGAUGUCAGGUCAAAAAGCCACCCGCUCGCUCACCAUGGAGAGCAUCGUGCCGGAGGACCUACCCGGACAAGUGGACUUCCUGGAGGCGGUGCGGCAGCAGGUGCAGAAGUUUGACGUCCGCUACGUCGGGUGCCUGCCCGUGUCCCGCGCCAUGGGCAUGGAGGUUUUAAACAGCGCCAUCGAGAGCAUCUUGGACGCCACCGAGCGUGACCAGUGGGAGGCGAGCGUCAUCCACGUGACCGACAACAUCCUGUCCGUCUUCAAGGAAGGGGAGGAGCCGUUCUGGGAGUGCCAGGUGCGUCUCCUCAGCUUCCUCGGCGUGGGCCAGGACAGUCACACCUUCGCCGUGAUCGCAGACGGCGGCACCCAGCGCUUUGAGUGCCACGUGUUCUGGUGCGAGCCGGACGCGGGGCUCCUGUCCGAGGCGGUCCAGGCGGCGUGCAUGGUUCACUACCAGAAGUGUUUGGUGGCUCAGACUCCGCCCCCCAGGACCAAGCUGUGGCACGCAACCCCGCCCAAGAUCAGACGGGCCAACUCCAUGGACGGCGUCGCUUUCCCGCCUCGAGGCUGGCGCCUCCACGACAAGGAGAGCGGCGGCGUGAGGCGGAGCAUGAUGGCCUUUUUUGACACUUUCAGGAACAAGCGAGCUGCAAUGUCCUGAUGAGGACGAGGCGCACGUCCGAGGACAUUAGAACCAAACCGUCAGAGCCUGCUGGUGCUGGACUUCAAGCGGUCACACGGUGAUCCCCCUCAGCUGCACGUCAUGGAUGUCAAUUCAUCAUCAAUAAAGUCAUUAUUGAUCAACUUUUAUUUUGAAAGGGUCUUUGUAUCGUCCCAGCUAGAUAGGCCUUAUAGGCCCAUAGGGGGUCUGCAGAGGAAAUUUUAGACUGAUCCGAUUUUUUUUUUGAUAUUACUGUAGCCGAGUGUCCUGGGUUCACAUAUUCUGUGUACUUAUGUAUAAUAAAAUAAUAAAUGGGAGU
Messenger RNA from Entelurus aequoreus (snake pipefish), 2066 nucleotides. RefSeq names its product amyloid beta (A4) precursor protein-binding, family B, member 3 (gene apbb3). The record is from RefSeq and is a predicted model, not a curated record. Bases 212 to 1747 code for a protein of 511 amino acids. Gene Ontology annotation, cellular component: cytoplasm; nucleus. Lineage: Eukaryota; Metazoa; Chordata; Actinopteri; Syngnathiformes; Syngnathidae. Gene Ontology annotation, molecular function: amyloid-beta binding; transcription factor binding. Gene Ontology annotation, biological process: regulation of DNA-templated transcription. The transcript has 13 exons.